Messenger RNA from Colletotrichum orchidophilum, 387 nucleotides. RefSeq lists its product as uncharacterized. The transcript has a single exon. Gene Ontology annotation, molecular function: transmembrane transporter activity. The coding region runs from base 1 to 387 and encodes 128 amino acids. Lineage: Eukaryota; Fungi; Ascomycota; Sordariomycetes; Glomerellales; Glomerellaceae. The record is from RefSeq and is a predicted model, not a curated record. Gene Ontology annotation, biological process: transmembrane transport.
AUGAUCUUUUCGUGUCUAAUCGCCAUCGCCAACUUCGCCAUCUAUAUGAGCACGGUUGACUACAUGAUCGCUGCAUAUGGACCCUAUUCUGCGUCUGCUACUGGUGGUAACGGUUUCGCACGAGACUUUCUUGCCGGCAUUGCAGCGAUGUACUCAACCCCACUCUACGAAAACAUUGGAAAUUCACGCCACACGGAGUACGCAAGCACCGUUCUUGCCUGCCUCGCAUUCAUGGUCACUAUCCCAGUGUAUCUUAUCUACUGGAAGGGACCAGUCAUCCGAGAGAAAUCCAAGUUCGCUCAGUCCCUGGAUGCCGGCCGACGUUCCAAGGGCGGACGUCGCGUCGUUGAAGCUCCCGAGGAGCAUUUGGAGCCCAAGAACCUUUGA